Molecule: messenger RNA, 495 nt
Organism: Rosa chinensis
Lineage: Eukaryota; Viridiplantae; Streptophyta; Magnoliopsida; Rosales; Rosaceae
Exons: 2
Coding region: 1-495 (164 amino acids)
Source: RefSeq, a predicted model, not a curated record
AUGGAUUAUGACCUUCCAGAUGAAGGGAUAGAGGCCUUCCACUGGCUGUACGAAAGACUAUCCUCUUACCUGGUAGAAAAAGAGGCCUAUGAUUGUGUCGCGACCUUGGAAAUUGUCAACGAGGAAUUCUCUGACCAAGAAAAAGAAGACAAAGAAGAGAUUCAGCUGGCUCCAGCAACGCUGGAUGACACCCCUCCGAAGAGAGCCAUGAACCUGAUUUUCCACGACUUUCUGGGGAAGAUUUCAGAGGUUUACAUUGAUGAUGUGGUCGUUAAGUCUAAGCAGCUUGGGGAUCACAUCACAGAUCUCAGGAAAGUCUUCAAGCGAAUGCGGCUGCACAAGCUCAAGAUGAACCCCGCCAAGUGCGUUUUCGGAGUUCAAGCAGGAGAUUUUCUGGGCUUCAUCGUCCAUCAAAGAGGGAUUGAGGUCCUUGAGAAUAAGGGAAGCGCAGUCAUCAACGCCUCUUCCCCGCACACAAAGAAAGAGUUACAAUGA